AUUAAUGUUCUGUGUGUUGGGAAAGGACAGUCUGGCUGGUGGAGGGGUGAGUUGGAGCCUCCUGGGGGCACCGAUCAGAGAGCUACAGGAAGCUUCUGAGCACUGGUCCAGUUUUUGGGCCUGAGGCCCUGGAGCAGAGGGGAGAGCUCUUCUCCAGUGGGGCAGGGGGGGCUGGAGACCAGGGACCGCAGCUGUGGAAGGCAACAGAGAGGAGCUUAUGGGAGCCUCCUGGGGCAACUUGGUCUGAGGUUAGAGGCCACAGCACACCCACAUUCCUGGUGCUUGUCAGAUGCAAAUGAUGAGAAUAAUAGGGCCUCUGUCCCUAGGCCAUUUGUGGUAGAGCCUGGGCUCCCGGGAAUCAUAGCUCCUUCAGGCCAGCCAUGGACCAGUUCAGGGGAAGCAAGCUCCGGUUGGGGCCACCCCUUCCACCCCCUAGAAGUGUAGUCCCCUGUCCAGAUUCCCAAGCCUGGAACGAAGAUGCCCCCGGCCCAUCUCCUCGGCCCGCCCCAGGAACCUGGAGAUUCGAGGAGGAGGAGGAGGAGGAAGAUGAAUACGAGCUGCCCCCCUGUGAGGCUCUGCCCUUCAGUCUUGCCCCAGCCCACGUUCCUGACCCCGAGAAGGACUCUCCGUACUUGGAUCACCCUGGCCCCCUGGGCCCAUCCAAGUCACCACCACCACAGCCCCAGGCCACAACGCUGAAGGCAGCACUGAGCCUGCAGGAGGCUCGGAAGCAGGGGCAGCCCUUCCCCUUCGGGAAGCAAGGGUGGGCUACACCGGCCAGGGUGGUACCAGGCCUUCCAGAGAAAUCUGAUGAGAACCUCUACCUGGAGUGUGAGCCUAGUCCAGGCCCGGCCUUGACUCGGAUUCUGAGCUCCCAAGUCCUGAUGCCCCCAAUCUCUCUGCCAAGGGUAUCAGUGGUGCCCAGGCCCACCAUAGCCCCCCAGGAAGCUCGGAAUGUAAGAGGCUGGUACCCAGGGGAGAACUGGCCUGGGGUGCGGGGAGGCUCAGGGAGGGACUUCAGGCCCAGCGGAUGGGGCUACAGGACUGAGUCUCUUCUGACCAGCCUUUCUGUGUCCCAGGGAGCAGCGAAUGCCACCUCUAAAACUGGAAGGAGAUCCUCUCUUUCCUCUAGAGCACCCACCUGGAGCACCUCAGCUACUGAGCACGGCGCUGGGCACCAGGCACGGACACCUCUUUGUUCUGCUGGUGCAGACUCAGUCUGGGGAAGGCAGAUGACGGCAGCCUGCUGGCUCAGCCCUGGUACUCAGGCAACUGUGACCGCCAUGCUGUUGAGAGUGCCCUGCUCCGAUUCCGAAAGGACGGGGCCUACACUGUGCGCCCCAGCUCAGAGCCUCAUGGCUCCCAGCCCCUCACCCUGGCGGUGCAUCUCGGUGGCCGGGUCUUUAACAUUCCCAUCCGGCGGCUGGACAGUGGGAGCCACUAUGCCCUGGGACGGGAGGGCAGGAACCACGAAGAGCUGGCUCCUCUACCGGCUUGCUCAUUCGGCUCACAGUGUCAGCAUUCUGAGGGACCAGGGCACUGCUCUGGGCCCAGGACCUCACCUAACUCUCACCAUGCUCCCCAGAGACCAAAGCUCUGUUGUGGGAUCUCAGGCCCCACCUGCUUUCCAAGGAUUCCAAAUGUGGCCUCCUCCCAAGCCCGGCUCCCCAGGCCCACCCAGUCCCCACCACUGCCUUGUUCCCUCUGGAUUUCCGUCACAGGUGGCUGUGUGAGAUCAGGAUUAACCUAAUUUGGAGUGCAGGAUGACUUGCACUCAAUUGGAUGGAAUUGGAUUGGAAUUGGUUUGUUGAACCAUUGACCAUUGAAAAUGGUGGCCUUUCUUUAA
Molecule: messenger RNA, 1846 nt
Organism: Ailuropoda melanoleuca (giant panda)
Lineage: Eukaryota; Metazoa; Chordata; Mammalia; Carnivora; Ursidae
Gene: SH2D6
Product: SH2 domain containing 6
Exons: 16
Coding region: 381-1733 (450 amino acids)
Biological process (GO): intracellular signal transduction; cell surface receptor protein tyrosine kinase signaling pathway
Cellular component (GO): cytoplasm
Source: RefSeq, a predicted model, not a curated record